GCGCGGUUGGUAGACUAGCUGGUGACAGCAAAGGGAGUAGAUCCGGGGAUAGACCCGCGGCUCGAGUAUAUUUUUUAGAAGUACUUUCUCUGGGAAACAGACUCGAGAGAUUCAGAUCUGUUCUCGAGUUUGUACAGAGAGAGGCGGUUUGUUCGUUUUUUUCCACCAGCCGUAGCCAGCCGUCUACCUAAGCUUGCCCUGCGCAGGCAGACGGAAAUAUCUCGAAAAUGCCUCCCGUCGAAAAUGACAGCGGGAAGAAGGAACUCAAAUCUCAGAUACAAGAGCUUAUCGACUCCAAUCAAGUGAUUGUGUUCAGCAAAAGCUACUGCCCAUUUUGUGUAAAGGUGAAAGACUUGUUCAAAGAACUGCAAGUCGAGUGCAAUGUGGUGGAGCUGGAUCUUAUGGAUAAUGGGACAAGCUACCAGGAGAUGCUGCUUGAGAUGACCGGACAGAAAACGGUUCCUAACGUUUUCAUCAACAAGAAGCACAUCGGUGGCUGUGACAAAACAUUACAGGCCCAUAAAGACGGCAGCCUGCAGCAGCUGCUUAACGGCGAUAAUGAAGACUACGACUACGACCUGAUCGUCAUCGGAGGCGGCUCUGGAGGCUUGGCCUGCUCAAAGGAAGCUGCUAUACUGGGGAAGAAGGUCAUGGUGUUGGACUACGUUGUGCCCACACCAAAAGGAACCACUUGGGGUCUUGGAGGAACGUGUGUGAACGUAGGCUGCAUUCCCAAGAAGCUGAUGCACCAGACGGCCUUGCUGUCCACGGCCAUGCAGGACGCGCGCAAGUUCGGCUGGGAGUUCGAUGAGACAGUGAAACACAACUGGGAUACGAUGAAGACUGCUGUUAACAACUACAUUGGCUCCCUGAACUGGGGCUACAGGGUAUCACUGAGGGACAAGAAUGUCAACUAUGUCAAUGCCUAUGCAGAGUUUGUGGAACCACACAAAAUCAAGGCUACAAACAAACGAGGGAAGGAGACGUUCUACACAGGAGCCAAGUUUGUUUUGGCUACGGGUGAGAGGCCACGUUACCUGGGCGUUCCCGGAGACAAGGAGUACUGCAUCACCAGUGAUGACCUCUUCUCGUUGCCUUACUGCCCGGGGAAAACUCUGGUGAUCGGAGCGUCCUAUGUGGCUUUGGAGUGUGGCGGCUUUCUGGCCGGCCUCGGGCUCGACGUCACCGUCAUGGUACGGUCCAUCCUGCUGAGGGGCUUCGACCAGGACAUGGCCAACCGCGCUGGCGAACACAUGGAGGGGCACGGUGUCAAGUUCCUCCGUAAAUAUGUACCCACAAAGAUAGAGGAGCUUGAAGCAGGAACUCCUGGCAGGCUGAAGGUGACCGCAAAGUCCACAGAAACUGACGAGAUCAUCGAGGGAGAGUACAACACUGUGUUGAUCGCAGUGGGCAGAGACGCAUGCACAGACAAGCUCGGCCUGGACAAGGCAGGAGUCAAAGUUAACCCAAAGAAUGGAAAAAUUCCUGUGAAUGAUGAAGAGCAGACCAACGUGCCCCACAUCUAUGCCAUUGGCGACAUUCUGGAAGGCAAGUGGGAGCUGACACCUGUAGCCAUCCAGGCUGGCAAGCUGCUGGCCCGACGCCUCUACGGAGGAUCAACGGUCAAAUGUGACUACAUCAAUGUUCCCACCACAGUCUUCACCCCGCUGGAGUAUGGUUCCUGCGGUCUGCCAGAGGAGAAAGCCAUCGAGCUUUACGGCGAGGAAAACCUCGAGGUUUAUCACAGUCUCUUUUGGCCUCUGGAGUUCACCGUGCCCGGCAGGGACAACAACAAAUGCUACGCCAAGAUCAUCUGCAACAAACUAGACAACGAUCGAGUCAUCGGUUUCCACUACCUAGGACCGAAUGCAGGAGAGGUGACGCAGGGUUUCGGUGCAGCCAUGAAGUGUGGUGUCACCAAGGAACAGUUGGACACCACCAUCGGCAUCCACCCAACCUGUGCUGAGGUCUUUACCACUCUGGAGGUGACCAGGAGCUCUGGUGGAGACAUCACACAGUCCGGUUGCUGAGGUUAAACCCUGCUCGUUUAGCAGGCUGCUCUCACGUUAGACUCCCCUACUAAACCUUUUCCUCUUGACUCCCAGUCAACCUUUAACUUCAGCCUCACCUCUAGCCCCUCCCUUUACAGGGCAUUUAUUUCUCAGGAGCACCUGAACAUGUAAAACACUCGGUGUGACUGGGAGCUACGAGGUAAAUGGAGAUGGUCAAGGCUGAAGAUCUGCGUGUCUUCUGCUCUGGCUGAAGGAGUCUGAUGUGAAAGCUGCCUGCUGAACAGCGGGGUUACUCUGCUGAUGUUUCUAUUGGGCCCCACCAGCGUGUCACUCUCGGAGAAGCCCAAACACACACCAUUCCCGAGUGUGUGUUUGGGCUGUUUUUGACGUCCUUACCCGUAACCUCAAAUAGUUAGGUGGGCAAGGAUCGAUGUCCCUCUGUAGAAGCAGCUGAUGGUGGCCCGAACCUUUCGUCCAACCCCCCCACCCCCCAGAUUCAUCUAUUAUAAAUUGGCUCAUUACCAGCGUUUGAAAGGAUGCACAAUUCUGGUGCGUGCAUAGGUUAGCACCAUGCCUUCAUCAUUCCAUACAUCCUUCGUACAGGUUUAUAAGUUGACUUAUAUGAAUAUACAUGUCUUUGUCAAUAUUUAUCUUUGCUUUGUGGAAGCACCAGAGUUUUCAGUUUUCAAGAGAAACCUGUGAUGCAUCAAGAGCCUGGAGACUGUUUCAAAUAAGCGAAUGGCAAGUUUCCACCUGGAUUGCUCUUUUCGUGUUUUUACUCAGUUUGUAAUUUAAUGACUGCUUGUUGCAUUGUGCUGUCUCAUGUGUCGUUUGGAAGACAGCGCUCCCGUUGCUGUCGACAACGUUUCAUCUGUAUAAAUGGCUUGUUUGUUUGUGUGGAACUUGUAGAGACUACUCAGCGUUAAAUAAAGGCAUGUCUAUCUUCA
Molecule: messenger RNA, 2959 nt
Organism: Pelmatolapia mariae (spotted tilapia)
Lineage: Eukaryota; Metazoa; Chordata; Actinopteri; Cichliformes; Cichlidae
Gene: txnrd3
Product: thioredoxin reductase 3
Exons: 16
Coding region: 228-2030 (600 amino acids)
Biological process (GO): cell redox homeostasis; cellular response to oxidative stress; glutathione metabolic process
Cellular component (GO): cytosol; mitochondrion
Molecular function (GO): glutathione-disulfide reductase (NADPH) activity; thioredoxin-disulfide reductase (NADPH) activity; flavin adenine dinucleotide binding
Source: RefSeq, a predicted model, not a curated record